This is a messenger RNA of Rana temporaria (common frog), 2495 nucleotides long. It is a transcript of the gene KCNK13, whose product is annotated as potassium two pore domain channel subfamily K member 13. The coding region runs from base 1093 to 2325 and encodes 410 amino acids. Gene Ontology annotation, cellular component: membrane. The record is from RefSeq and is a predicted model, not a curated record. The transcript is spliced from 2 exons. Gene Ontology annotation, molecular function: potassium ion leak channel activity. NCBI's taxonomy places the organism in Eukaryota, Metazoa, Chordata, Amphibia, Anura, Ranidae. Gene Ontology annotation, biological process: potassium ion transmembrane transport; stabilization of membrane potential.
GCCGGGAUCGUACAAUCUGAUGGUGCACAACAGCACUGAACAUCGUAUCUGAGCCAGGGACCCCAUCUGGAGUGCUAGGAAUAGAGCUGGCAUCCCUUUUCUCUGGUGAAGUUUCUCCUUUGCCCCCCCUUGCAUGUGGUUUACUGAGACCCCCCCAGGAUUAAGUGGCACAAGGGUGAAGGUUUUUUUUUUUAUUUACUUAUUUUUUUAUUUAAUUUUUUUGAGUUUUUGCAAUUUAUUAUGCCUAAGAGGAGCCAUCAUCAACCUGGAGAGGACUACUUGCUUGGAGGAGCAGCCAAUCAGUGACCAUACCUGGUCCACCCAGACACAAUGAGUUUCUGAGCAGCUGGCAGCCUGGCACACUAGACCUGCAUGCAGCACCGAGAGAUAAGUACCAUGAAAGUUGCCCAGUUUCUCAUCUCUUCCUCUGAUUUCUAAGGUUGCUUUGGAGUUGGCCACACUGGAUGCCUGCUGGAAGCUUGGAUUAUUCUGGAUGUACAAAGCACACUUGUGUUGGCAUUAAUCUGAGAAUUGUAGAGGAGUGUGGAGAUCUAUAACUCAUGUUCAGUUCCAAGCCACAAUCUAUGCAAUAGCUUAUUGUUAGUAUGAACUGUCUAGAGAUGAAAGUCUUGGCUAGCCAAUCUCCUCACCUGGUGGCCACCACAUUGGCAGAUGUUCCUCACCUUAUAAAACUUGGUAUGGUAGCCUGAUUGCCCUCUGUGUCCUGGUGCAUGGCGACAAAUUCACCAUGGAGCUGGGCUAAGCUUCUUUGCCAACAAGAACCUAGAUCAUGGUCUUAUCUACCCAACAAAGGAUCUUCUUCUACUGCUGGGGGCACAUUGGGUCAGAACAGGCUGAUGGCCAUUUCCAUAGCAGGUUGCAGACUCUACAGGCCUAAGGAAAUUAUCAGCUUUUUUUUUAAGGUUUUUGUAAUGCUACCAUUUAUAUCUGGGUAAAAUGGCUUCCAGAAGUACCAUCAACGUAGAUCUACGUCUAAAACUGAUCUGGGUCCCUCAUGAGCCCACGUGGAGAUGUAAGUAGCCUAGCACCUUGGGUUGGGUGUCCUGCUCCUGGCUGCCAUAGGGGCAGAGGAUGGCUUGUCGAGGUGGCUGCUGUUGCUGCAUAUUUGGUCACCUGAAUGAAGACAAUGGUCGAUUUGUCUUGUUGGCCAUUCUUAUUAUCGUUUACCUGCUUUGUGGCGCGGCGGUUUUCUCGGCCAUUGAGCAGCCUAAGGAGCGAGAGGCCAAGGAGAGGUGGCAGUUGAAGUUUGACAACUUUACCCAGAAGUACAACCUCAGCAAAAGCGACUUGCGCAACUUUCUGCGGGACUACGAGGAGGCCAACGUGGCUGGCAUUCGGGUGGAUGCCAUCAGACCCAGGUGGGACUUCACUGGGGCAUUCUACUUUGUUGGCACCGUCGUCUCUACAAUAGGUUUUGGCAUGACCACCCCAGCCACCAUUGCAGGGAAGAUUUUCCUUAUAUUCUACGGCUUGAUUGGAUGCGCGGCCACCAUCUUGUUCUUCAACCUCUUCCUGGAACGUCUGAUCACAGUCAUCGCCUUCAUCAUGAAGUCGUUUUACGAGAGGCAGCUGAGGAGGAAGGAAGGCAUGUCUCCCGAAAUGCGUCGGAGCUCUGGUAACUCGGAGGUGGACAGUUUAGCUGGAUGGAAACCAUCCGUAUAUUACGUCAUGCUCAUUUUGUGCGUGGCGGCCAUUAUCAUAUCUUGCUGUGCCUCUGCCAUGUACUCUCUGAUCGAAGGAUGGGGCUACUUCGACUCGCUUUAUUUUUGCUUUGUUGCCUUCAGCACGAUCGGAUUUGGUGACAUGGUCAGUAGUCAAAAAGCCAAAUAUGAAAACCAAGGACUCUAUCGUUGCGGCAAUUUCAUCUUUAUUUUUAUGGGGGUUUGCUGUAUAUAUUCCUUAUUUAAUGUUAUUUCCAUAGUCAUCAAACAAUGUGUCAAUUGGAUAUUAAAGAAGCUGGAAUGCCGAUGUUGCCAAAGAUGCCAAAGAAGAUUUUUUAGGCCUAAAAGAAACGUGGUCAUGCCGCACAAUGUUCGAACUAGACGGAACAUUUCUAUUGAGACGGACGGAGUUUAUGAGAGCGAGACGGACGGCAGGAGGAUGUCGGGGGAGAUGAUCUCCAUGAAAGACUUCUUGGCGUCCAACAAAGUCUCAUUGGCCAUCAUGCAGAAGCAACUCUCGGAGACGGCCAACGGCUGCCCGAGGCAAAUUGGCACAAGUUCCCGGCACAAUGGCUUCUCGGGGGGUGUGGGGGCCUUAGCAAUUAUGAACAAUAGACUGGCAGAGACCAGUGUGGACAGGUGAAUGCUCUAGCUGGAAAGACAAUGGAAGAGUUGUUCAAGAAUUUGGAAAGUUUCACGUCUGAGGUUACUUUAACUGUGAAUGUUCUGAUUUAUCCAGGUUAUUUUUUACCUAGUAGUAGUCAGUCACACAGGGCUGGACUGGGACAAAAAUUCGGCCCUGGACUUCAUCCA